AGGAGGAGGAGAGGAGGAGAGAGAGGAGAGGAGAGGAGAGGAGGAGGAGAAGAGGAGGAGGAGCGUGUCCGUGGGAGACGAAGAAUCACGGUGCAGUGAAGCCGACAGAGACGGACCGUCCCCCGCCCACAUCCACCGACGCGUCCGCCGCCUCCGAUGGGUUAACGUCGGUCGGUUCUUCCGGAGAACCGUCGCAGAGCCUCGGAGCUUCACACCUGCUCCCCCCGACCUGCGGAGUUGCAGGGGCCGGAUGAUGUAGGCACCACCUGCCCCUCUGCACCAUCACCCCCCCGCGUCCCUCCACCAUGCCGGCGGGGAUGAAGCCGCUGGAGAAGUUCCUGAAGAAGCAGACCACGGCGCUGACCCGGGCCGGGGGCUUCGUCGGCGGGGUGGCGGACAAGGCCAGCGGGGGAACCGGCGCGUCCCGCCGGAGGGCCAGUCUGUCCCGGGUCGUGCCCUUCUUCAGGGAGACGUCACCGGAGAGCGGCCAGGCCCGGGAGGUGUUCAGCCCCGACAGCGAGGACCCCCCCUCCUGGCCCUCGGCUGUUGGCACCGCUCCGGUCACAGUGCCCAGUAGCGCUAACGGCUCUGGAUCCGGAUCUGGUUCUGGUUCCGGAGGAGGAGACGUCCGCAGUCCGUCUCUGUCCAGUGACGAGCAGAGCUCAGAGGCCAGCCUCAUCACGGAGACGGGCGGAGGAGGAGGGGGCGGGACACCUCUUCCUCCCGACACACCAGACAACCUGACCCUCGCCGUGCUGGACAGCGUGGCGGGAAAACGUUACGGACACUGCACAGAAACUCUGCUGGACGACUUCAUGUUGACUCAUCCCAUCUUCCUGACGGCCGACAGGCUCCAGCAGGUUCUGCUGCAGCAAUUCACUCUGCAGACGGAGGCAGAGCCUGAGAGGAGAGGGGGCGGGGCCGAGAGACACGGAGAGAUGGACGCCGCGGAGAGGAAGCAGGCGGUUCUGAGUGUCGCGUUCAGAUACAUGGACACGUACAGAGAACUGCUGCAGGAGGAGGGAGAGAGAGGGUACAGCUUCACCAAGGAGCUCUACCUGUGUGCGCUCCAGGAGUUGACCCGGUGUCCGGAGCUGGUGGACGACGUCCUGAAGCUGCAGAGAUGGACGGAGAUCUUACACUGCCCCUGUGACGAGGAGAAGGAGAUCAGGAAGAAGCAGGUCCGUCCUCUGUUCAGACACUUCAGACGUAUCGACGCCUGCCUGCAGCCCAGAGAGGCGUUCAGGGGCUCCGACGAGAUCUUCUGCAGGGUCUACACACCCGAUCAUUCCUACGUGACCAUCAGGAGUCGUCUGUCCUGUCGGGUCGGAGAGAUUCUGGCUCUGGUGCGAGAGAAGCUCCAGUACAGUGAAGACCAACCGGUGCAGCCCGGGAACCUCAUGCUGGUGGCCGUGACCUCGGCUGGAGAAAAAGCCGUGUUCCGUCCCAGUGACGAAGCCGUGUUCACCACGCUGGGCGUCAACACGCAUCUGUUCGCCUGCGAGCCGUCUGAGCUCGACUCACUGCUUCCUCUUCCGGAGGAAAUCCACUGGACACCCGGCGACAGCAAACUGCACGACAUGUCUGCGGAGGAAGUGGCCAAUCAGCUGGUGGCGUUCGACUGGGAGCUGUUCAGCUGCGUGCACGAGGUGGAGUUCGUGUGUUACGUGUUCCACGGCGAGCAGGCGCGCUGGCGCCCCCUCAACCUGGAGCUGGUACUGCAGCGCUGCAGCGAGGUGCAGCACUGGGUCGCCACGGAGAUCCUGCAGUGUCAGUCGCUGCCCAAGAGAAUCCAGCUGCUGCGCAAGUUCAUCAAGAUCGCCGCCCUCUGUAAGCAGCAGCAGGACCUGCUGUCCUUCCUCGCCGUGGUUCUGGGUCUGGACAACCCGGCCCUCGGACGACUGCGACUCACCUGGGAGGGACUCCCGGGGAAGUUCAGGAAGCAGUUCCAGCAGUUUGAGAGCGUCGCGGAUCCGUCCAGGAACCACAAGUCGUACAGAGACUUGAUCACCAGCCUCCGACCUCCACUGAUCCCCUUCACUCCUCUGCUGCUCAAAGAUCUGACGUUUCUUCAUGAGAGCUGCAAGACGUUUCAUGGUGAACUCGUCAACUUUGAGAAGAUGCACAAAGUGGCCGACAUGGUGAGGAUCAUCAGACGAUACAGGAGCUCUCAGCUAGCCAUGGAUACGGAGUCGUCUCCCUCCCACCUGCAGACGAAGGCCUACGUCCGUCAGCUGCAGGUGAUCGACAACCAGAACCUGCUGUUCGACAUGUCCUGCAAACUGGAGCCCAAAGACACAUAGAGGGGGGGCAGGAAGAGGAGGAGGAGGAGGAGCAGGGGGGGCGACGGCGUUCAGAUCCUUUUAAUCUGGAAGUUUGUUCAGAAACGAUUAAGUAAAGAGAGAAACACUGAACCUUUGACUCUUCAUCAACAUCCAUCACUUGACCUCUUGACCUUUGACCUUCUCUCUGCUCCUCAUCACUUCAGCAGCAGCUGGAAGAGAAACUGGUCACGUGACGACAACACAUCACAAAGAAGUUUGUUUAUGACAUUGUUUCCUGUUGUGAUGUCAGAGGUGAAACAGGAAGUAGAAACAGACUCCUCUGCCCCGCCCACUUCUCCAUCCUCCAAAGCAAGUGGCCCCAAAGACGAGACCAGGAAGUGAAAGUGACACGGUGGAGUGAUGCAUUAUGGGCCGUAGAGCUGCAGCCUUUGUUCCACUCUAAAACUGUCGAGUUUGAUUCGUCUUCGUCUCAACGAACGAAACAAGAAUCUCGCUCAGAGAAGCGCUGCCGUCGUGUUUCACCUCGUACGGAACGUCAUGAUCAUAAUCAUCAGCUGUUGGUUGACAGUAACCGCAGGUCAAAGGUCGUACGACCUCAUCGUACCACAGACAAUGAUCCUGAGAAUCCAGACGAACACGACGUCUCUGAAGAAGGAUUUUCAAAAAGACGAUGGAAGAAUUCAUCUCUGUCGAACAUGAGCAGAAUCUUUGAAAUUAAUUUUCACAUUUUUUUAAAUUUUCACGAUAUGAACUACGAGUUUAUCACAAACCCGUCGACUGGAUUUUCACGCCCGAGAAUAUUGUUCCUUCAAAAUACUGAAAACUGAUUCACGUCAAAUAAAGGAGACGAAGAUCCGUCACGUGUCCCUGGUUUACAUCAGAUGACCUCUGACCUCUGUCCUGCUGCCAUAUUCCCCACAGGGAUCAGGGACGAUGCGUUCACUGACAGUAUGUGACAAACGUCGUCACGGUGCGUUCGGGGGCUCGGACGACGGUCACACGGCGUCGGGAAAAACUUUAUCGUUCUCAGCGUUUGGGAUCAAACUGCUGCCGCUGCCACAGAGCCGCCCUCUGAUUGGUCGGCUCGGCGGACGGAUGUCCGAGGCAAUAACACAGCGACAGGAAGUGGAGCUAGUUGGUCGACUCCGCGCGUCAACGAGGCACUUUUGCCAAAACCUCAGGGCUCCGAGGUUUUGUUUACUCUUGAUUCUUGAUUCUGUGUUUGUGCAGCUGAUCGCAGCUUCAUUAGGUCUUCGAACUGGGCUGUAGUUGUUCCUCUGGUCCGGGUCCAGGUCCGAGACCAGUUCCGGGUCCGGGUUUGAGACCAGGUCCGGGUCCGAGACCAGGUCCAGGUCAGAGUCCAGGUCCGAGACCAGGUCCGGGAUCCGGGUCCGGGUCCAGGUCCGAGACCAGGUCCGGGUCCGAGACCAGGUCCGGGUCCGGGUCCGAGACCAGGUCCGGGUCCAGGUCCGGGUCCAGGUCCGGGUCCUGGUCCGGGUCCAGGUCCAGGUCCGGGUCCGGGUCCGGGUCCGAGAGAGAGAGAAAGAAAAACCUCCAUCUGAAGUCGAUGAUUUAAGAACAGGUUCAUAAUUCUUAACAUUCGUAUCACAAACGUCGGAGUGAGACGCUCCACAAGUUCUUUAUUGAAUCCUCUUGGUACGGAGUCAUUUCCAUCACCUCUGUAUCUCUGGUGUCUGAUGCUGCGUCACGCCGGACGCGUGUCGAUCAGAUACAGUGUCAACGCGUUUUACAGUUACUGUACAAUGAGCCUGAAGAGACAAAGUCACGUUUCAUGUUUCAUGAACUUUUCAUUUGUUAGAUAACAAACAUUUUAUUUCCAGUUGGUUUGAAGACUUUUAUCACGAUGGAGGUUUUUUUUCAAUCAGAUGUUGUAAAUAUUAUACAUUUUUAAUAAAUCUUCUUACCGUCAGAAACUUUCUCUCUGCUCACGAGAGUCGAGAGAUAAAACUGGUUUAUGAGCAAAAAGGAAAUUUAACGAGCAGAUUCUGGAAUUCUGUUGAAAUUUGAAGACAAUAAAUUCGAUAUAAAGUUUAUAUUUUAUGAAAAAAAAAAUAAUCAUGACAUCAACAACAUUUAUGAUAAAAUGAAAUGUGAGGCCCCUCCUUUAUUUAUUCAGAUGAAUAUUCAGCGUGACGUUCAGUGGAUCACUUCCUGUCAGCUGACGCGUCACAUGACAGUCUCACAUCCGAGUCAACGAGUUUGUGUGAAAUCACUUCAAAUGAUCUUCGAUGAAAAGUUCAGGACACGAUCGGAAAACUCAGAUCAGCUGAGACGAAACCUGCGAAACGGUUUUAAUCUCAAAACAAAAACUUUCCCACAACCUCCAAUAAUCUGAGAGUUUGUUGUAGUUUCACACUCGGGACAAACGUUGUGAAUCUGAAAUAUGAAACGUGAUGCGGCGACGCCCGGUGAAGAUGAUGACAUCAUCACUAGUCUGUAGGUGGCGCCCUCAGGACCACUUCCUGGGUGUCGCCGCUUCAUUAUGGAUCCCAGCCUGAACGACUCUGAUCUGAGUCCAAACCGACGGAAGCCAAUCACAGCGCUGCGAUUCUGCCGGGAUCCAUAAUGUCAGUGUCGCCUGGAAACACUGGAAAAAAAUUCAAAUGUGUAAAUAUUGCAACUGUGUAAAUACGCAAAUACUAACGAAGACUCUAUUUUAUGUAUAAACGGAGCGAGAAACGUGAUUCUGUGAUUUUUAUUUGUGGCGGUGAAAACAAUGAACUUUAUGAAUUUAUGAAUUGUACAGUAACUUUUCUUCGGUUGGUUUGUUCCGUUGUUUUCUAUCGAAGUUUCUUUUUCUUUUUGUACAGAAGUGGUUGUUUACACGUCUCGGACGACGUGAUUGGAGCAGAGGUCUGGAGCCUCGGCUUCGUAUUACAGAAAUAUUCUGCGCUGGUUUUGCAUAUUGUUAUUAUUAUUAUGAAGUAUUCAGAGCAUUGGGUUGCGCGAUGUAACCAUGACAUUGCAAUAAUCCUUUCAUCAAAGCAAUAUAACUAAAGUUCAUUAAAUAACGAUAUGUUGCUUAUGCUGAGAUAUAAUAAUGUUGUUCUUCAGAUCUGUCAAAUGUUUUGUUGAUUAUUAAAUAUUCAUCAUUUUCUGAUCAUAAAUAGGUAAACCACAACCUUCACUCAGAAUCUGCCUUUAAGUUUAAAAGAAUAAUUAUGUGAGAUUUAUUGCGAUAAUUAUCGAUAUCGGAAUUUUUUAUUUUUUUUUUAAUCCUACUUUUCGUGCGAUGAGAGCGACUGUUACAAAAAAUACAAUCUAUAGAUUCUGAGAAAUUCAUGAGAAAAAUGUUACAAUUAUAAAGUUAUAAUUGUGCAAGAAAAAAUCUUUUUCAGAAUAAUGAGCCAAAUUAUUAAAUUGUGAAACAAUAUUAAGUUUUCAUUUUACAAGAGUCAUAAUGUCAUUUAAAAAAUUAUAAUAUUUUGAGAAAAAGUUUCAAACUUUCAAGAUGUGAUUAAGCGGAUGGAUUGAUUUUGUGGCACGAAUAUAAAACUUUUCAUUUUUACGAAGAAAAUCAAGAUAUUUUUACAGAAUAAACACGAGUUUUGUAAAAAAAUAAAAUAGGGUAUGACAGAAAGCUACAAAUUAUAGAUUCUAAUUAUGAUAAUAUAACAUUUUAUUCUUUCAUAAAUUUACGUUGCUGAUCGUCGGCUUUAUUAAACCUUUAUUCUUAAAAUCCUGUGACAUUUUUUGAAUUAAAUUAGUAAAUUAUUCAAGAAUUUUACAAGUUUUCUACAUAAACUACUACAUUAUGUCACUGCCGUAGAGAUGCUUCACUUUAUUCAAUGUGCGAUAAUUAUAGUUAAUCAUGUUUUGUUCUGAAUGGUUUUGAAAUGCUGCCAAUGAGACGGUCAGGUGUUUUUCUUUUACAGUGUUUUGAAAAACAAAUCUCUUCUAAUGUCGAUGAAAAAAGUCUUUUGAAUGGGAGUUGUUCUUUUAAAUAAAACCUUGUUUGUACAGAUACAAAUUCAGGACCGAUGUGGAAGUUUGGGUCCAAGUUUUGAUUCUGUUGGAUAUUGAUCCUACUGCCUGUGAUCAGACCUCUGCUCCUCUGUCACUACAGACACUGAAAUAAAACCUACAGACGACAAA
Scophthalmus maximus (turbot) is the source of this 6401-nucleotide messenger RNA. It is a transcript of the gene rapgefl1, whose product is annotated as Rap guanine nucleotide exchange factor (GEF)-like 1. NCBI's taxonomy places the organism in Eukaryota, Metazoa, Chordata, Actinopteri, Pleuronectiformes, Scophthalmidae. Gene Ontology annotation, cellular component: plasma membrane. Gene Ontology annotation, molecular function: guanyl-nucleotide exchange factor activity. Bases 306 to 2303 code for a protein of 665 amino acids. The transcript has 16 exons. Gene Ontology annotation, biological process: positive regulation of GTPase activity; Ras protein signal transduction. The record is from RefSeq and is a predicted model, not a curated record.